Messenger RNA from Iphiclides podalirius (scarce swallowtail), 345 nucleotides. NCBI's taxonomy places the organism in Eukaryota, Metazoa, Arthropoda, Insecta, Lepidoptera, Papilionidae. The record is from the annotation of a GenBank genome assembly.
AUGAACAUUCGUGAUCAGUUCGUAUUGGGGUUAUACAGCGAAGAAAUGCGUUCGCGGCUGUUUGCGGAGAGAAACAUAGACUACGCGCAAGCUGUGGAGCUAUCAUUGGCGCUGGAGGCGGCGGAGCGGCAUGCGGGGGCGGCGUGCGCGACCGCGCUCAGCUCGAGCGGCUCCGGCGGCGCGGGCGCGCGGCUGGCUGACGACGGCUUGCAUCGAGUGAGCGCCGCGCGGACGAGGCGCGGCGGCGGCGGCGGCGGCGGCGGAGCGGGCGUGGCGGAGCGGGCGCGGCGGGCGCUGGCCCAUCGGUGCGCAACACGUGUCGGCGGUGUGGUAAGGGGCAACAUG